CAAACUCUGCCAUUCUCCAUAGCCCGGAGUUCCAAGCACACUGAGAAACCCCAGCACGAGUGUAUGUGAGAGACAGAGAGAGCAAGUGACAAAGUAACUAAUACCAGCAGAACAAAUAUACAGUGAGGCUUCGUGCCUCGAGAAAGAACGAGAGAGUACACAAAUACGUUCAAGUUUAGUUAAGAAGACGUGAGGGAAAACUUUUCUGGGCUGUGGCAGAAAGCUGUGGACCGCGGAAGAUGCCAGAGCAAAGGUGUUGACCUUUCCAGGAAAGAAGGGCUGGAAGGGCUGACACGGUCCACGCUAGGGGACAGGUGAAGUAACACAUUUAGAGAUGGCUGAUGAGCAGGACACAAGGGAAGUGCUUUUCCCACAGUGGAUGGGCCCUGAUAAGCAUGGGCUCACCAUAGAACAAAAAGGUCAAGGAGAGAUUUUUGUCAAAGAGGUGAAAGAUGAGUCCCCUGCUGCACAUACUGGGAAAGUAUAUGAAGGUGACCAGAUUGUGGGGGCCACCAUUUACUUUGACAACAUGAGCUCAGAAGAAACAUCUGAACUACUAAAGACUCUAAACCGACAUAAGGUUGGACUAAAAUUACAAAACAAGACUGGAGAAAAGUCACCUUGCCGUUCUCCAAUGGGGACAUUGUCAUGGGAAGGACGUGGAGGGUUAGGAGGCUCUAGUUCAGACAUUUUCCUGAGUGGGGAUGACGAAGACUAUAAGAGAAUCUACACUAAGAAAAUUAAACCUAGACUAAAGUCUGAGGAUCUUGCUGAGGGUGUUGAUGUGCGCACAGAACGUCACAGCAGCGCAAGCAGUGAUGGUUGCACCAUUACUACAGUCACUCGUCGAAUAACUACCUACACUGUGGAUGUGCCCGGGGGGACUAGUCAGCAGAUUGAUCACUCAAGCCCUGAGUUCAAAAUUCAGGUCUUGCAGCAUGAGCAGUCGGAAGGGGAUCCCACUCAAAUCAGAUUACCACAUAGAAGCCUUGUUAGUGGUGAACACGGAGGUAUAAAAAUGGGGGACAUAUCUCUUAGCGGGCCCCAUAUCAUUGGCUCCUCUGUGAAGCACUGUAGCACAGGAUCUUUCAAAACAACAAGUGAAUUAGAUGGUAGUGGGAAAGAGAUUACAAUUAAUGUGUCAGACACUGGACUGUCAGGUGGAAAAGGACAGAGGGUGAUAGAACAUUUUGGAAGGACUGAAGCUUCUGCAGGCAGUAGUGAUCACUCUGGCAAAGUAACCAUGGGGUUAGACAAAUACGUGAAAAAUAUUUCUUCUCCACUGGAAGCUGGUUUUAAAGCUUCAAGUAUGAUGGGAGGAACUGCGUUUUCUACAGUAAAGGGUCCUGUUCUGGAUACUCGUAUUUCAGGUUUUUCCAUUAGUGGACAGACAGGGGACAGUAUUGGCAGGGAAUCUUUGUCUAAAGUGCAUAAGGAUGGGUCUGAUGAUAAAACCAAAUUGUCUAAAGUUACCAUAGAUGUUCAAAGACCCAAGGAAUGUCCAAGUGUAGAAGUGAAUUUUAACAAUCAAAAUCUUAAAGAUGUUAGUCAGAGAGGUUUGAGCAUAACUGGCAAUCAGGACAUUUCAGCUCAGGAACCUGAUACAGUAGUAAGUCUCCCCAAAGCUGAUGUUAAAAUCACACCAGCAGAUAUGGACAUCAGGGGUCCAGAGCUUAAAAUUGAAGGACAUAAGGGUAUAGUCAAAGAUAUCAAAUUUGAUGUGCCAUCAAUUACUGGUCAAAUAAUUUCUAUGCCCAAUGUGGAUUUGAACCUGAAAGGACAAAAAACGAAAGGAGAUGUUAAUGUGUCUGUUCCAAAUGUUGAUGGGAAUGUUACAACAUCAAAAGUUGAAAUUAAAGGACUAGAUGUUGAGGGUGUCAAAGGUGACUUAACUGUUCCAAAGGUCAAUAUACCCUCAUUUGGAAUAAAAACUUCAGAAGUGAAAGGUCCUGAUGUUGAUGUAAAUCUUGCGAAAGCCAAAAUGGAGAUUAAAGCACAAGAUGUGGAUAUCAAGACUCCAGAGCUUAACAUUGAGAGAUCUGAAGGAAAAGUAAAAGAUCCCAAAAUCAAAAUACUAUCAAUCUCUGGUCCUAAGAUUUCGGUGUCUGAUGAGAACUUAAAUGUAAAAGGGUCAACACUGAAAGAUGGCAUCAAUGUGUCUGCUCCAAAAAAAGUGGAAGGAGAUGUCAAGGCACCUAAGAAUGAAAUUGAAAGCCCAGAACUUCAAGGUGCUGAUGGUGGUUUUAAAAUACCAAAAAUCAAAAUGCCUUCAUUUGGAAUCAAAGCUUCAAAAGUGGAAGGCCCUAAUGUUGACGUAAAUCUUUCCAAAGCUGACAUGGAAAUUAAAGCUCCAGAUGUGGACAUCAAAAAUCCAGAGCUUGACAUUGAGGGACGUGAGGGAAAAAUCAACAGCUCCAAAUUCAGAAUUUCUAUGCCAGAUGUUGACCUCAAUCUGAAAGGUCCAAAACUGAAAGGUGAUGUUGAUGUGUCUGUUCCAAAAGGGGAAGGAGAUAUUAAAGCACCAAAAGUUGAAAUUGAAGGCCCAGACAUUGAGGGACCUGAGGGUGGUUUUAAGAUGCCAAAAAUGAAAAUGCCAUCAUUCGGACUGAAGGGUCCAAAAGUGGAGGGUGCAGAUGUUGAUGUGAAAAUCCCUAAAGCCGAUUUUAAAGUUAAGGCACCAGAUGUGGACAUCAAAUCUCCAGAGUUUGACAUUGAAGGACCUGAGGGAAAAAUCAAGGGCCCCAAAUUCAAGAUGCCAUCAAUCUCUGGUCCAAAGAUUUCUAUGCCAGACAUUGACUUCAAUCUGAAAGGUCCAAAACUGAAAGGUGAUUUUGAUGUGUCUGUUCCCAAAGUGAAAGGAGAUAUUAAAGCACCAAAGGUUGAUAUUGAAGGCCCAGAAAUGGAAGGACCUGAUGGUGGUUUUAAGAUGCCAAAGUCCAAAAUGCCAUCAUUCGGACUGAAGGGUCCAAAAGCGGAGGGUCCAGAUAUUGAUGUGAAAAUCCCUAAAGCCAAUAUUGAAGUUAAGGCCCCAGAAUUGGACAUCCACGCUCCAGAGUUAGACAUUGAAGGACCUGAGGGAAAAAUCAAAGGCCCCAACUUCAAGAUGCCAUCAUUCGCUGGUCCAAAGAUUUCUAUGCCAGACGUUGACUUCAACCUGAAAAGUCCAAAACUGAAAGGUGAUUUUGAUGUGUCUGUUCCCAAAGUGAAAGGAGAUAUUAAAGCACCAAAGGUUGAUAUUGAAGGCCCAGAAAUGGAAGGACCUGAUGGUGGUUUUAAGAUGCCAAAGUCCAAAAUGCCAUCAUUCGGACUGAAGGGUCCAAAAGCGGAGGGUCCAGAUAUUGAUGUGAAAAUCCCUAAAGCCAAUAUUGAAGUUAAGGCCCCAGAAUUGGACAUCCACGCUCCAGAGUUAGACAUUGAAGGACCUGAGGGAAAAAUCAAAGGCCCCAACUUCAAGAUGCCAUCAUUCGCUGGUCCAAAGAUUUCUAUGCCAGACGUUGACUUCAACCUGAAAAGUCCAAAACUGAAAGGUGAUUUUGAUGUGUCUGUUCCCAAAGUGAAAGGAGAUAUUAAAGCACCAAAGGUUGAUAUUGAAGGCCCAGAAAUGGAAGGACCUGAUGGUGGUUUUAAGAUGCCAAAGUCCAAAAUGCCAUCAUUCGGACUGAAGGGUCCAAAAGCGGAGGGUCCAGAUAUUGAUGUGAAAAUCCCUAAAGCCAAUAUUGAAGUUAAGGCCCCAGAAUUGGACAUCCACGCUCCAGAGUUAGACAUUGAAGGACCUGAGGGAAAAAUCAAAGGCCCCAACUUCAAGAUGCCAUCAUUCGCUGGUCCAAAGAUUUCUAUGCCAGACGUUGACUUCAACCUGAAAAGUCCAAAACUGAAAGGUGAUUUUGAUGUGUCUGUUCCCAAAGUGAAAGGAGAUAUUAAAGCACCAAAGGUUGAUAUUGAAGGCCCAGAAAUGGAAGGACCUGAUGGUGGUUUUAAGAUGCCAAAGUCCAAAAUGCCAUCAUUCGGACUGAAGGGUCCAAAAGCGGAGGGUCCAGAUAUUGAUGUGAAAAUCCCUAAAGCCAAUAUUGAAGUUAAGGCCCCAGAAUUGGACAUCCACGCUCCAGAGUUAGACAUUGAAGGACCUGAGGGAAAAAUCAAAGGCCCCAACUUCAAGAUGCCAUCAUUCGCUGGUCCAAAGAUUUCUAUGCCAGACGUUGACUUCAACCUGAAAAGUCCAAAACUGAAAGGUGAUUUUGAUGUGUCUGUUCCCAAAGUGAAAGGAGAUAUUAAAGCACCAAAGGUUGAUAUUGAAGGCCCAGAAAUGGAAGGACCUGAUGGUGGUUUUAAGAUGCCAAAGUCCAAAAUGCCAUCAUUCGGACUGAAGGGUCCAAAAGCGGAGGGUCCAGAUAUUGAUGUGAAAAUCCCUAAAGCCAAUAUUGAAGUUAAGGCCCCAGAAUUGGACAUCCACGCUCCAGAGUUAGACAUUGAAGGACCUGAGGGAAAAAUCAAAGGCCCCAACUUCAAGAUGCCAUCAUUCGCUGGUCCAAAGAUUUCUAUGCCAGACGUUGACUUCAACCUGAAAAGUCCAAAACUGAAAGGUGAUUUUGAUGUGUCUGUUCCCAAAGUGAAAGGAGAUAUUAAAGCACCAAAGGUUGAUAUUGAAGGCCCAGAAAUGGAAGGACCUGAUGGUGGUUUUAAGAUGCCAAAGUCCAAAAUGCCAUCAUUCGGACUGAAGGGUCCAAAAGCGGAGGGUCCAGAUAUUGAUGUGAAAAUCCCUAAAGCCAAUAUUGAAGUUAAGGCCCCAGAAUUGGACAUCCACGCUCCAGAGUUAGACAUUGAAGGACCUGAGGGAAAAAUCAAAGGCCCCAACUUCAAGAUGCCAUCAUUCGCUGGUCCAAAGAUUUCUAUGCCAGACGUUGACUUCAACCUGAAAAGUCCAAAACUGAAAGGUGAUUUUGAUGUGUCUGUUCCCAAAGUGAAAGGAGAUAUUAAAGCACCAAAGGUUGAUAUUGAAGGCCCAGAAAUGGAAGGACCUGAUGGUGGUUUUAAGAUGCCAAAGUCCAAAAUGCCAUCAUUCGGACUGAAGGGUCCAAAAGCGGAGGGUCCAGAUAUUGAUGUGAAAAUCCCUAAAGCCAAUAUUGAAGUUAAGGCCCCAGAAUUGGACAUCCACGCUCCAGAGUUAGACAUUGAAGGACCUGAGGGAAAAAUCAAAGGCCCCAACUUCAAGAUGCCAUCAUUCGCUGGUCCAAAGAUUUCUAUGCCAGACGUUGACUUCAACCUGAAAAGUCCAAAACUGAAAGGUGAUUUUGAUGUGUCUGUUCCCAAAGUGAAAGGAGAUAUUAAAGCACCAAAGGUUGAUAUUGAAGGCCCAGAAAUGGAAGGACCUGAUGGUGGUUUUAAGAUGCCAAAGUCCAAAAUGCCAUCAUUCGGACUGAAGGGUCCAAAAGCGGAGGGUCCAGAUAUUGAUGUGAAAAUCCCUAAAGCCAAUAUUGAAGUUAAGGCCCCAGAAUUGGACAUCCACGCUCCAGAGUUAGACAUUGAAGGACCUGAGGGAAAAAUCAAAGGCCCCAACUUCAAGAUGCCAUCAUUCGCUGGUCCAAAGAUUUCUAUGCCAGACGUUGACUUCAACCUGAAAAGUCCAAAACUGAAAGGUGAUUUUGAUGUGUCUGUUCCCAAAGUGAAAGGAGAUAUUAAAGCACCAAAGGUUGAUAUUGAAGGCCCAGAAAUGGAAGGACCUGAUGGUGGUUUUAAGAUGCCAAAGUCCAAAAUGCCAUCAUUCGGACUGAAGGGUCCAAAAGCGGAGGGUCCAGAUAUUGAUGUGAAAAUCCCUAAAGCCAAUAUUGAAGUUAAGGCCCCAGAAUUGGACAUCCACGCUCCAGAGUUAGACAUUGAAGGACCUGAGGGAAAAAUCAAAGGCCCCAACUUCAAGAUGCCAUCAUUCGCUGGUCCAAAGAUUUCUAUGCCAGACGUUGACUUCAACCUGAAAAGUCCAAAACUGAAAGGUGAUUUUGAUGUGUCUGUUCCCAAAGUGAAAGGAGAUAUUAAAGCACCAAAGGUUGAUAUUGAAGGCCCAGAAAUGGAAGGACCUGAUGGUGGUUUUAAGAUGCCAAAGUCCAAAAUGCCAUCAUUCGGACUGAAGGGUCCAAAAGCGGAGGGUCCAGAUAUUGAUGUGAAAAUCCCUAAAGCCAAUAUUGAAGUUAAGGCCCCAGAAUUGGACAUCCACGCUCCAGAGUUAGACAUUGAAGGACCUGAGGGAAAAAUCAAAGGCCCCAACUUCAAGAUGCCAUCAUUCGCUGGUCCAAAGAUUUCUAUGCCAGACGUUGACUUCAACCUGAAAAGUCCAAAACUGAAAGGUGAUUUUGAUGUGUCUGUUCCCAAAGUGAAAGGAGAUAUUAAAGCACCAAAGGUUGAUAUUGAAGGCCCAGAAAUGGAAGGACCUGAUGGUGGUUUUAAGAUGCCAAAGUCCAAAAUGCCAUCAUUCGGACUGAAGGGUCCAAAAGCGGAGGGUCCAGAUAUUGAUGUGAAAAUCCCUAAAGCCAAUAUUGAAGUUAAGGCCCCAGAAUUGGACAUCCACGCUCCAGAGUUAGACAUUGAAGGACCUGAGGGAAAAAUCAAAGGCCCCAAAUUCAAGAUGCCAUCAUUCGCUGGUCCAAAGAUUUCUAUGCCAGACGUUGACUUCAACCUGAAAAGUCCAAAACUGAAAGGUGAUUUUGAUGUGUCCGUUCCUAAAGUGGAAGGAGAUAUUAAAGCACCAAAAGUUGAUAUUGAAGGCCCAGAAAUUGAAGGACCUGAUGGUGGUUUUAAGAUGCCAAAGUUUAAAAUGCCAUCAUUUGGACUGAAGGGUCCAAAAGUUGAGGGUCCAGAUGUUGAUGUGAAGGCACCAGAUGUGGACCUCAUAGCUCCAGAGUUAGACAUUGAAGGACCUGAGGGAAAAAUCAAGGGCCCCAAAUUCAAGAUGCCUUCAAUCUCUAGUCCAAAGAUUUCUAUGCCAGACGUUGACUUCAACCUGAAAGGUCCAAAACUGAAAGGUGAUGUUGACGUGUCCAUUCCGAAAUUGGAAGGAGGAAUUAAAGCCCCUGAUGUGGAUAUCAAGGGUCCAGAGCUUGAUUUUGAGGGACCUGAGGGAAAAAUCAAGGGUCCAAAAUUCAAGAUACCAUCAAUUUCUGGCCCAAAACUUUCUAUGCCUGAUAUGGAUUUCAACCUCAAAGGUCCAAAACUGAAAGGUGAUGCUGACAUGUCCGUUCUAAAAGUGGAAGGAGAUAUUAAACCACCAAAAGUUGAGAUUGAAAGCCCAGACAUUGAAGGACCUGAGGGUGGUUUUAAGAUGCCAAAGAUCAAAAUGCCAUCAUUCGGACUGAAGGGUCCAAAAGUGGAGGGUCCAGAUGUUGAUGUGUCAAUUCCAAAAGUUGAAGGAGACUUUAAAACACCAGAUGUUGGUAUCAAGGGGCCAAACCCUGACAUAGAAUUGCCUGAAGGAAAAAUCAAGGGCCCAAAUCUCAAGAUGCCAUCAGUAUCUGGUCCUGAAGGCCCUAAUGUUGAGGUUAAUUUUCCAGAAUCAAAUGUGAAAAAGCCAAAAUUCAAAAUGCCCAAGUUUGGAUUUAAAGGGCCAAAGAUUGAAGCACCUGAUGUUGAUGUCAAACUUCCGAAAGGAUCUAAAGUGAAAGGUCAAGCAGGUGUCAGUUUGGAGGGUGAUGUCAAUAUGCCAAAAGUGGAAGUUGAUUCUUCAAGUGUAGAAGUUAAAAGUCCAGAGGGAGGAUUCAAGAUGCCAAAAUUUAAAAUGCCAAAAUUUGGUUUUAAAUCACCCAAAGGAGAAAUUGAUGUCAGUGUACCUAGUGGUGAUGUUGGUUUAAAUUCACCUGAUAUUGACAUCAAAACUCCUGAUCUUGAUAUUGCAGGACCUGAGGGACAAAUCAAGGGCACCAAAUUCAAAAUGCCUUCUUUAUCUGGUCCAAAGAUUUCUAUGCCAGAUGUAGACCUCAAUUUGAAAAGUCCAAAAGUCAAGGGUGAUAUUGAUGUUUCUGGACCCAAGAUUUCAGGUGACAUAAAGGCUCCAAAAGUGGAUAUUGAAGGACCUGAAGUUGAUGUAGAGGGCCCAGAAGGUGGCUUCAAGAUGCCUAAAAUCAAAAUGCCAUCAUUUGGACUAAGAGGUCCUAAAGUGGAGGGUUCAGAUGUUGACAUCAAUCUCCCCAAAGCAGAUCUUGACAUUAAAGGAUCUGAAAUUGAUGUUAAAGCUUCUGGACUUGAUAUUGAGGGACCUGAGGGGAAAAUCAAAGGUCCCAAUUUCAAAAUGCCUUCCAUAUCAGGUCCAAAGAUAUCUAUGCCAGAUGUCAACAUAAAAGGCCCCAAAGUCAAGGGUGAUAUGGAUGUUUCUGUACCAAAUAUGUCAGGGGAAAUAAAAGCCCCAAAAGUGGGCAUUGAUGGUCCUGAUGUUGAUAUAGAGGGCCCGGAAGGUGGCUUAAAAAUGCCUAAAAUCAAAAUGCCAUCAUUUGGACUCAAAGGUCCUAAAGUGGAGGGUCCAGAUGUUGACAUCAAUCUCCCCAAAGCAGAUGUUGACAUUAAAGGACCUGAAAUUGACAUCAAAACUCCUGAUCUUAACAUUGAAGGGCCUGAGUGGAAAAUCAAAGGUCCCAAGUUCAAAAUGCCUUCAAUAUCAGGUCCAAAGAUCUCUAUGCCAGAUGUCGACUUAAAUCUUAAAGGCCCCAAAGUCAAGGGUGAUAUGGAUAUUUCUGUACCAAAGAUUUCGGGUGAUCUAAAGGCACCAAAAGUGGACAUUGAAGGUCCUGAUUUUGAUGUAGAGGGCCCAGAAGGUGGCAUCAAGAUGCCUAAAAUCAAAAUGCCGUCAUUUGGACUCAAAGGUCCUAGAGUGGAUGGCCCAGAUGUUGAUAUAAAUCUGCUCAAAGCAGAUGUUGACAUUAAAGGACCUGAAAUUGACGUUAAAACUCCUGAUCUUGACAUUGAAGGACCUGAGGGUGAAGUCAAAGGUUCCAAGUACAAAAUGCCUUCCAUAUCAGGGCCAAAGAUUUCUAUGCCAGAUGUCAACUUAAAUCUUAAAGGCCCCAAAGUCAGAGGUGAUAUGGAUGUUUCUGUACCAAAGAUUUCAGGUGACCUAAAGGCACCAAAACUGGACAUUGCAGGUCCUGAUGUUGAUAUAGAGGGCCCAGAAGGUGGCAUCAAGAUGCCUAAAAUCAAAAUGCUAUCGUUUGGACUCAAAGGUCCCAAAUUGGAGAGUCCAGAUAUUGACUUCAGCCUCCCCAAAGCAGAUGUUGAUAUUAAAGGACCUGAAAUUGAUGGUAAAGCUCCAGAUCUUGACAUUGAAGGGCCCGAAGGUGGUUUAAAACAUGUUAAGCUCCCCAAAUUCAGAGGUCCCAACUUUGGAAUAAAGCCUUCAGGUGGCAGUCUUUCAAUGCCUGAAAAAGAUAUAGGGGCGAGUAUUGAUGUCAAAAGCCCUGAUGUCAAUAUCAGUGGACCAGAUGCAAAUAUCAAGGUGCCAAAAAUGAAAAAAUCUAAAUUUUCACUUGGAAUUAAGAGCCCAAAAUUGGAUGCAGAUAUUCCUGAUGCUGGUGGUAGUGUAGAAGGGCCUGAUAUGGACAUAGAUGUGAAAGGAAAGAAGGGUAAAUUCAAGUUGACUAAAGGGAAGGGAAAGUCUAAAACCUUUGAUGGCGAUAUCAAGUUGGAGACAAAUGAACCUGACGUACAGAUGAAGUCAACAAAAGUAAAGAAACCUUUUUUUGGAAAGUUACAUUUUCCUGAUGUGGAGUUUGACAUCAAAUCUCCGAAAGUUAAAGGUAGUUCAUCUGCAUCUGGAACUAUAAAAUCUAAUGUCAAUUUGCCUUCUGCAAGCCUUAGAACUGAUAUUCAGACACCAGAUGCAAGUUUGGGUGGUCCCGAUUUCAAAACAGAAGGGGGGAAAAUCAAAAUGACAAAAGUUGGCAUCUCUGGCUCUGAGAUAAAAACUCCUGAACUGGAUGUUAGAGAUGCAACAUUAGAUCUUCCGCAAAAGUAUUUUCAUUCCCCAGAUGUCAGGGUAGCAGGAUCAGGCAUUAAUGGAAAAGGCAGGGCUAACAUUGACAUAGAAGGUAAAAUACAGGAUGUUAAGUUGACAGUGCCUGCUGUAAAUGUCCGUGGUGGUGCUUUAGAUUCUGAUUUAAAUCUCACCGAACAAAAAGGAGUAAAAGGGAGCAUUGAAAUACCAGGCUUUAAUGUAAGAGGACAAAAAGGAGAGACUGCAAGUGGGUUAGACAUGAAGCCAGAUGCAUCAUUAUCUGGUGUGAUGGAGUACCAAGAUGUUAAUGUAACCUUUCCCAAAAUCAAAGUACCAAAGUUUGGUGUUUCAUUGCCUAAAGUAGGUGGAGGAGAGAUGGGAGUUGAUGUAGGUUCAUGUGAAUUGGCUGCUGGUUCUAAAGUUAGUUCCCAAAGUCUGGAAAUGGAGAACACUGAUAGGAAAAGCAGUGGUGGAAAAGUGAAAGUCAAAAUGCCAAAAAUAUUUGCCAAAUCUAAAUCUAAAGGUGGUAGUGCAGCUGAUCUUACUGUUGAUGGAGAAGAAAUUGAUGUUACCAGUAAAGGUGGUGCAAAGGUGUCCAAGGAGUUGAGCCUUAGUUCUGGGGAAUUGACACGUGGCAAGUUAGCAAUAGAGGGAAGUUCUGGGUUUAAAGUUUCACCAAAGAGUAAAUCUGCCUCCCUUGACCUCUUCAAAAAAACACAACAUCACUCAUCCUCUGUAAGUGAUGAGGGAGGUUUAGCUUCCCCUGUUUCUGCUGAAGGCCACUUACAGGCAGAGGGUGGCAAAGUUUCAGUUGAUGGAGAAAAGGUUAAAGGCAAAAAAGGAAAGUUGAAGUUUGCUACAGUUGGAGGUUUUAGCUCAAAAAGUAAAGGUUCAUAUGAAGUGACAGAUGAAAGUGAGGUUAGGAUUGAGGGUGCUGGUGGAGUUGCUCAGUCUUCAAAGAAGUCCAGAAUGUCAUCAUCAUCCAGCAGUGAUAGUGGGUCAAAAAGCAGUUUUCGGCUACCACAUCUCGAAAUAGCGGUUUCGCCAAAGAAAUAGUUUUCACGCUAUUAUCUAUACACAGUACAUUCACACACACACUUUUUUCAGUCUAGAUGACUGUGUAAAUCUGUCUUUCAUUUAAGCAAUGGUGCACUGCCAUAUUGACUGUUUCUUCAAUUCCCACAUAUGUUCUUUACAGGCAUUGAUAUAUAUAUAUAUGUAUAUGUAUUUUUUUUUAUCACAAUUUAACUGUAAAUAAGAGAAAACUUAUGUAAUUUUGAUUUUGUUUUGUAGAUAGGAAAUGCAAAUCCAAUCCAACAAUGUGUGUAGUUAAUAUAAAAAUGGUCAUCUGAUAACUUGUUCUAUUUUUGUACCUUUGAAAAUGUUUGAAACUCUGUCCUUUCUAAAAUUGUCUGGACACAUUUAAAUGCAAGAUGAAUGAUUUUAGUUGGAUUUGAAAGGAUUUUAAGACUUAAUCUUCACGUAUAUAUUUAGUGCUGUAUCAUAUGUACUUAUCACAUAUGAAUAACUAAUUUGAGCAGUGAUAAACCAGAUCUUAUUAGUGAGCACAAUUAAGUUUUAAGGGCUGUACAAACUGUAAAUAAAUUGAUUCAAAACGAAUACAUGGGAUAACAUAAAUUUGUGUCCAAAAUAUUAUCACAGUUCAGAUAUUAUGGAAUUUAAUAUUUGAGAUUAUAAUCUUCUAAAGUAUUUAUAUGUAAGACUCUUUUUCAAUGAUUGCUUGAGUCUCUUUAAAAUGCACACCAGGAAGCAGCUGGCAAAAGCUGUGACAUGCUUUGAUUUUUAAUGGUUUCUAAGGCAUUUUUUCUUUGUUAUAUUUUGCACAUUUCUCUACAUCCGGUUGACUCUCUCUCUCUCUUCCUCUCACUAAAUUUAUGAAAUGUUGUGCUGUCAUCAUGUGGUGAUAUAACUACAGGAAUGCUAAUGCCAACGGUAAAACAUUAAUAUUUUUGAAAAGGCAUAAAAUGUGCAUUGCUCUUGUAAAUAAUGGGACAUUUAGGCUGCAAAUUUCUAACUUUUUUUUCCUUGUAUCAUUUGCAAAAAUUUAAAUAAAGUGAUCAAAUAUCAA
Messenger RNA from Sinocyclocheilus grahami, 12053 nucleotides. It is a transcript of the gene ahnak, whose product is annotated as AHNAK nucleoprotein. Bases 335 to 11020 code for a protein of 3561 amino acids. Gene Ontology annotation, molecular function: oxidoreductase activity; protein binding. The record is from RefSeq and is a predicted model, not a curated record. The transcript has 7 exons. Gene Ontology annotation, biological process: regulation of RNA splicing. NCBI's taxonomy places the organism in Eukaryota, Metazoa, Chordata, Actinopteri, Cypriniformes, Cyprinidae. Gene Ontology annotation, cellular component: cytoplasm; costamere; nucleus.